This is a messenger RNA of Nymphalis io (European peacock), 3250 nucleotides long. RefSeq names its product cyclin-dependent kinase 9 (gene Cdk9). Gene Ontology annotation, cellular component: nucleus. Lineage: Eukaryota; Metazoa; Arthropoda; Insecta; Lepidoptera; Nymphalidae. Gene Ontology annotation, biological process: protein phosphorylation. The transcript has 5 exons. Gene Ontology annotation, molecular function: cyclin-dependent protein serine/threonine kinase activity; ATP binding. Bases 152 to 1357 code for a protein of 401 amino acids. The record is from RefSeq and is a predicted model, not a curated record.
GCUAUCAAAAUAUUUUCCAAUUCUGUAGUAUCGCUAAUGUGCUGCUUUCUUUUAAUCAUAAAAGAUUCCACGUUUUCUCUUAUAGAAGAUCACGUGGAAAGUGUAUUAUUCUGUAGAAAAGUCAUUUAAAACCGCCAAAAUUGCUUCCAAAAUGCAAGGCGUCAGCGCUCCGCGGGAGCCUGCGCCAGUGCUAAGUACUAGUUCUACAAUCCUGAACAUGAGGGAAAAGGAGAAAUACAUCGAAGACUUCGACUUUCCAUUUUGUGACGAGUCUUCCAAAUAUGAAAAAGUUGCUAAAAUCGGUCAGGGAACCUUUGGGGAAGUGUUCAAAGCGCGUGCUAGGAAUAGCAACAAAAAGUUCGUAGCGAUGAAAAAAGUCUUAAUGGACAAUGAAAAAGAAGGUUUUCCUAUAACCGCAUUAAGAGAAAUAAAGAUAUUGCAGCUCUUAAAACACGAAAACGUUGUGAAUUUGAUAGAAAUAUGCAGAACAAAGGCGACCCUACACAAUAAAUAUAGAUCAACAUUCUAUUUAGUUUUUGAUUUCUGUGAACACGAUCUCGCUGGCUUACUAUCGAAUGUAAAUGUCAAGUUUAGCUUGGGAGAAAUAAAGAAAGUGAUGCAACAAUUACUUAAUGGAUUAUACUACAUCCAUAGUAAUAAAAUUCUGCACAGGGAUAUGAAAGCCGCUAAUGUUUUAAUAACUAAGAAUGGUAUUUUAAAACUUGCUGAUUUUGGAUUGGCGAGAGCUUUCAGCGUUGCAAAGUCGGGGCAAGCAAAUAAAUACACAAAUAGAGUCGUCACGCUUUGGUAUAGGCCUCCUGAAUUGUUAUUAGGUGACCGUAAUUAUGGCCCUCCUGUGGACAUGUGGGGUGCUGGCUGCAUCAUGGCGGAGAUGUGGACACGUUCACCUAUUAUGCAGGGUCCCACAGAACAGCAGCAGUUGAUUUUAAUAUCGCAGCUGUGUGGUUCUUGCACGCCUGACGUCUGGCCGGGCGUUGAAAGUUUAGAUCUGUACAACAAAAUGGAGUUACCCAAGGGUCAAAAGAGAAAAGUUAAGGAAAGGCUAAAGCCAUAUGUUAAGGAUCCUUACGGCUGUGACUUGCUUGAUAAAUUGCUGCAGUUGGAUCCGGCGAAACGAUAUGACGCAGACACAGCGCUGAACCACGAUUUCUUCUGGACGGAUCCCAUGCCGUGUGAUCUCGCCAACAUGUUAGCCCAGCACACUCAGAGCAUGUUCGAGUACCUCGCCCCCCCACGACGACCUGGACACCUGAGGCAUCACCAUCAUCCACCAGGCGCUCAGCCGAAGCCAGCGCAAGCGCCACAGGACUCGGGAUACCAAGACAGAGUGUUCUAAAUAUAUCCAGUUAUUGUAUAAAUAAAAGUUACUAUAUUACACACAGAAUAAUUAUAAUUAAAAAAAAGUUGCUAUGUAAAGAUUUAAAUCAGUGUAAAAUAUUAAAAAAAAAGAAAGUAACCUGCAAGUAAAGCCAAUAAUAAUGCUAGGAAGAGUAAAGACAAAUAAAUAACUUAGACCUUGAAUAUAUAUAUAUAUAUAUAUUAUAUGACGUCACUGGUCGUCUAAAUAAUCUGUGGUAUUUUCUUGAUUCCUGAAAAAAUGGCGUUUUGAAUGUCAGCGAAGUUGUUAACGGAACUUUGGAAUCAAAAUUAAAGUAGUUAAAAGUGUUGUAUUAUUAAUAAAUACGUUGUUGAAAGUUGGAAGUGUGUACACUCCCGUGCCUCGGAAAGCACGUAAAGCCGUUGGUCCUGCGCCUGAACUCUUUCCGGUCGUGUCGAAUUCCGUCCCAUCGGAUUAUGAGAGUUAGGGAAUUGAGUGCACCUGUGUUUGCGCACACACUUGUGCACUAUAAUAUCUCCUGCGCAGUAGGCAAAUCUCUCUUGAGGUUGGCCGCCGUGGUCGAAAUCGGUCUGGAGGAUAUUAUUAUUAUUAAAUAUAUGUUAAUCAAGAACUGUUUGUAGUUGAUAUAGUAAAGCUAUUAAGCUUAUGGAAUUUGAAAAUCUUAACAUUAUUUUAAAAUAGUACAAUCAAACCGAUUAUAAGAGUGGCCGAAUACAAUGUUUGCACACACAUGCACUAUAAUAUAACCGAGCGGAUUAUAGCAGAGUUACUAGCAAAUCAAAUGGAAUAUGUAAAGUAAUUGACGAGCCGGUUGGUGUGGUGGAUGCUUUCCUUUCACACCGAAGGUUGUUGGUUCCAUUUCCAUCCAGGACAGAUAUUUGUGUGCAUGAACAUGUCUGUUUGUCCUGAGUCUCGGUGUAAUUAUCUAUAUAAGUAUGUAUUUACAAAAGAAAAGUAGUAUAUGUAGUAUAUCAGCUGUCUGGUUUCCGUAGUACGAGCUCUGUACAAGCUUAAUUUGGCAUCAGAUGGCCGUGUGUGAAACAUGUCCCAGGAUAUUAUUAUUAUCUUUUCUCCUGCUGUUGUAAUAGUAUCAUUUUAUCUGUAGCUACAAACCAUUGCAUUAUUCCAUUAUAGAAUGUUACUCUCCGGCUAAUUAACUAUCUCUGCAAAGAUUUUUAUCCACUACUUGAUGCAUUUAUAUUCGCAGGAUAAUAUUAAAUUUUGCAUUUUUUUGUUAAAAUCUAUAGCAAUGAGCAAAAUAAGCAAAUGACUCCACUCCACCUGAUGGUAAGUGGUAGUGGAGUCCUAACGCGACAACGGCCAGUACAGUCGGGUAGAAUGUUCUGCACUAGCCGCCCUCGUUUGAAAAAGGGGAACACGUGUGCUGGUAAAGAAUUCCAUUUUUUCGAUUUCGAAGGCACGCGUAGACUCGUGAAGCAACAUAAAACCUGUUCAAUUCAAAAGAAAUGUAUAAUUUAGUGUUUUUAAACAGUACAUUGUACCCGCAUUGGAGCAGCGUGGUGGAAUAAGCUCCAAACCUUCUCCUCAAAAAGAGGAGAGGAGGCCUUUAGCCCAGCAGUGGGACAUUCACAGGCUGUUACGGAUUACGGAAACAGUACAUGUGUUUUCUUAUCAGUACAUAAUGCACGUACCGUUGACAAAAUCACAUUUUUAUUUAUAAUGACAAAGUGCAGUGCGACACACAAGAUUUCCAUCUUGCAAACGAUUGUCUAUUGUUUAACAAAUUCCGAAUUUGAAAUUGAUUAUGUAUUUCAAUUAACUGCCAAUAUUUUGACUACGAUAAAGACUGUAUUACAUAUGGUUAGUAAAUAAAUGUAACAGUUUUAUAUGUGAUUAUCAUUAUCUGUAAAUAAAAAUAUUAUAAUUUAA